AUUUUUUUCGCUUCAGUGUAGUAUGCAAACAGCUGUGUGUAUGCCCUUUUAACACUUUCGCUUUUCUUACUAGUCCUGUUGUAGUAACCAGCUAAUCCUGCCUGUCUUCUGUCACCUGUCAAAAGUACAUCUGUAAAAAAAAAGAAAGGAGGGAAUUAAAUUAUGAUUGGUUUCAGGUUACCAUUUACAAGUCAGUAGAAAUUUGUCGUGCGAUACACUUUCCAGUAUACGUGAGGAUGUAUAAUAUUAAAUUAAAGAAAUAGAAUAUUUUUUAUACGCGGAUUAUGUUUAUGGAUUUAAUUUUUUGAAUUAUCACUGUCAUCAUAUAAUCCGGUUUGAAACUUUUGUUUCUCAUACUCCAAAUAAAGUGAAAAUGUCCAUUGACUUUGAUAGUGCAGCUCUCCAGACCCAGCACGAGGAUGAAGAAUUUGAUAAAGAGGACUAUGCCAGAGAACAAGAGUUACAACAGCUGUUGACAGAUCUACCUGAUGAUAUGCUGGAGGACAGCAGGGAUAUGUCAUCCCCAGAAAUGAAUUACUCUGACUGCAGUGAAAGUGAAACUGCAGUAAGAAACCAGCAACCCUGGCAACAAAAUAAGCACUGGAAUGCUGUUCCAACCUCGGCAGAUCUCCAAAAAAGCUUUGAAGAAGACUAUGAAGUUCAGUAUGAGGAUCAGUGUAGAUAUGACCAAGCAAGUCAACAAACAGGUUUUCAAGAUGAUGUUAAACAGUAUCUUAAUGUUUGGAAUAAAGACCAUAAUGAAGAGAAGCACCAGUAUAAAGGCAAAGGAUAUUCCUACCAAAGUGCAGAGAAUAAUGAGGCUCUUGAAGACUCUGAGUUUCACAACAGAGAUAAAUUCAGUUCAGAAGCUCAUUUUCAGCUUUCUAGUGCACAUCUUCCAACUGAUGUAUCACAGAUCAACAGAGAUCCUUUACGGUACUUUCUUCCUCAUGGUCCCAGAAGAACUCAAGCUCUGGAAUCCUAUACUGUGAAAUACAAACCGUAUAAGCCUACAAUUGAAUCACAUAUUGCAUUAGACAAAGAAAUCGACAAAGAGCAAAGAUUUGAAGAGAUGCAGAGAGACUUCCUAGAUGCUGGGGAAGAUUCCUUGGAAAGGCAACAAAUUGCACAGCUACAGGCUCUUUACAAAGCAAGAGGAAGAAUGAUUGAAGAGCUUCAGCAGAAACAUGAUGAAAAUGAUAGAGAAAUAAGAUACCUCAAGCAUCAAUUUGCUAUUAUUAAGGAUGAAAAAGAUGGUUUAUUAUUAAGCUUGCAAGAAUCAAAGAGGUUGGUUCAGGAAGGCAUAGACAGAGAAGUACUGCUACAAGGACAGGUAAAAGCGCUGGAAGCAAAAGUGGAAACUCUGAAUAACAGUGAAGAAGAGUCUCUGAAGAAGUUGAAAGUUGCAGAAGUGGCAGUGGAGAGCUUGCAGCAGCAGCUUAUGGAACUUAAAUGCUCAGAGGCUCUCACCCGGGUCAGGGAACAACAUGAAACUGUCAUAGCAACACUUAAGCAGAAACAUGAAAGGAAGCUGUUAGCUGUACAGCAAGAACUUGAUGCAGCCAAGUGUACAUUAGAACAGAAGAAUGAAAGUUGUCAGUGUCUUGAGGAACGAGUCAAAUUUCUAGAACGACAGCUGGAAGAAAUCAAACUGGAGAAAGUUGAAAUAAUUAACAGGCUGACAAAAAGUUUGCAGGAGAGUCAACAACAGUGCAGUAAUUUGCUGCAGACAGGCUCUCUGCAGGAGAUAACUCAGUUACGGUUCCAGCUGCAACAAGCACAGUCUGCCAAGGUUAUGAGUGACAACAUGAUCAGAGCACUGCAGGAAGAGUUAAGUGAAAUUAAAGAACAGAUGGCCAUCUAUGAAUCUGCUGCUAAAGUUGGAGUGUUUUUGAAUGGUUCAUCGGGUGACACUGACACGGAACUUUCAGAAUCAUACAUUGAGCUGGGUAUUAAAAAAUGCAAGUGGAAAACAGCCCAUUUUCACAGCUCAUUGCAGAAUGGAAUGCCUGAAAAAGAAGUGUCCAAAGAUGAUAUUGUACUAGAGUUGAAAACUGAACUUGAACGCUCACUUGGUAGUAUCAGAAGGAAAAGGUGCCAGGUUACACGACUACAGGAUGAACUUAAAGAAUCUCAGAAGCAAGUAAUGGAUCUCAGGAAACAGCUGGAGAAUGCACAACAAAUGGUAAAAACUCAUGAGGUAAAAUCAAGUUCUGUUGAAAAUCGUAUUGAUAUAAACAUCCCUCUUUCUGCUCAACCAUGUGAAAUGGAGGGUGAGAGUCUUGAGACUGAGAACAGAGUGCUGCAGGAAAGGGUUAAGAAUCUCCAGAGGCAGAUCCAGGAGGUUAAUGACAGCGAGGAGAAACUGAAGGGCAUGAACCAGGAACUGUGUAAUGAGAUGCGUCAAAUGGUCUGUGAUUUUGAUCAUGACAAGCAAGAGGCAAUUCAAAGAUUAGAGAAGACAUAUGAGCAACAUCAUGAUGAUAUUAAAGCCUGCAUACGAGAAGAGCUAUUAAAGAAUUAUGCUGAUGAAAAGGAACAACUCAAAAGUAUUUAUGAAGAGCAGAUUUUAUUGUUCAAAACAAAGCUUGAGGAAGUGAACCAAGAAAUGCUCGGAGUGCAAGAAUGCUAUAUUACUGUUUGCAAAGAAAAGGACUCCCUGGAACAAGCAUUAAUGAAAAUGGAGCAAGAACGAAAAAAUCUGGAAGAAAAGCUUAAAGAACAGUUGUCCAAACAAAAAGACAAUGAGCUGAAAAGCUUAAAGGAUGAACUUGAAGAAAAGCACAGAACUGCUCUAACAAUAAUAGAAAAGCAGUAUAUAAAUGAGCGGGAAGCUGAUGUUAUGGAGAAAGUUAAAACACAAGUUGCACUUGCCAAGAGCAGCUGGAAGGAGGAACAAGAUAAGAUUAAAGAAUUUGCCAUCAUGGAAGCAGUUAAAGAAAUUGAAGCAAAAUGGCAACUUCAGGUUAUAAGAAUCACAGAGGAAUUUAAAAAUAUACCGUUUGUUGAAAAAAGGGAUUGCACCUGUCAAACUGAGCAGUCCUGCACUCAGCAAGUUGGCUUCAGUCCAGAUCUCGAGACAGCAUUUGAGAAGCAAAAGCAGGAGCUUGAGCAAGCAGCCCAGAAAGAAAAAAUGUGUGCUGUAGAGGAAGCCUUAAGGAAUCUUGAAAUGGAGUUGGAACGGAAACAUCAGAAAGAUAUUACUAAGCUGAUAGAAGCAGCUGUAGCAAAUGCAAAGUCGGAAUGGCUUCAGGAAUUAACUAACUUUCCAGAGUAUAGGGCAAGUCUGAAAACUGAGAAAGCAAAAUGGGAAAAGGAACAUGAACGAGAGGUUUCACAACAGUUAUCAGUCAUGUUAAAAGCUGCUGAAGAGAAAUGGAAGAAUGAUUGCUUAAAGGAACUUCCCAAGUUUGACAAAAAUGGUACACUAAAAGAACUGCAAGACCAAGCCCUUAAACGUGAGUUAGAGCUUAAAAAAGAAGAAAUGGCUGCACUUUUAAAAACUGAGCUAGCCAAGGCUCGUACUCAGUGGAACAAAGAAAAACAAGAAGAAAUCAAAAGGAUUCAUGAGCUUAAUGAGAAAGAUUAUCGUGCUUUUUUGGAUGAGCACAAAACUAAAAUCAGUGAUAUCCUUAAAGCAGCAAAUGAAGAUUUUGAAAGGCAGAAAACUGACUUGCUUAUACAAAAAGAAGCUGAAAUGAACAGUUACUUUGAAGAGAAGAAGAGAGAGUUGAUGCUACAUGCAACAAAAAAAUCUCAGUUUGUAAAAGAGCAAUAUGAAAAGGAGCUCCUAGUUGAAAUAGAAUUUGUACUAAGUGACAUCCAGGAGCAGUUACUCAGAAAUCUGGAUGUUGAUUGCCAGCGCAAAAAGUUGUACAGCACACCAAAGCAAAUUCAGACAAGCUGUCAUGAAAAAUUGAGAACGUAUUUGGAAAAAGCUUUUGAAAACUUCAUGCGUAAGAUGUUGGAAUUACAAAGAAACAACUGGAAUGAGAAAAAAGAAGAGAAAAAAAGUUAUACUAUCCAAGAAUCAGCAGUGCAUCAUGAAGAAAAAGUGCCACUAGCAAAUCACAAGUCUGAGAACAUAUGUCAACAAAGCCCUAUUCCUCAUCAGGCACAUACAGAGAAACAUAAAACAGCUACAACAAUUAAAGCUGUUGAAAAAGAUGAUAAACUGUUUAGAAACCUUCAAGAAACUGAGGGAGCUCUCGACAAAAUAACAAGUUUACAGAAAGAAGAGACAGAAGAUUUGUGCAAGCUGUGCUCUAGAGGACUAGCAGAGCUCCGUAAUCAGUAUAUGAAAGCUGUGGGCAGAAUUAGAGGAGACAUGCUACGUUACAUCCAUGAAAGCAAAGAACGUGCUGCCGAAAUUCUUAGAAAGGAAGUGUUAAGAGAACGACAAGAGACUGCACGCAAAAUGCGAAAAUACUAUUUGAUUUGUCUGCAACAACUUUUGUCAGACAGUGGGAAAGAUGAAGGUGCUGAGAAAAAAAUUAUGAAUGCUGCAAGUAAGCUUGCUGCAAUGGCUAAAGUAUUGGAAACGCCUCUUCAUAAGAAAAAACACAAAAUCUACUCCGCAUUAGAACCUACAGUUGUUCCUGAAGAGGACAACCAUGACAGUGGGCAAGAAUUUUCAGCUUGCAAAGAAAGGAAAGUCCAUCCCAGAUCUAAAAACUCCAAUGUUUAUGAACAAUUAAGUAAUCAAGCUGAAAAAAAUCUUCCUUGUGGUUUUGCAAAACAAAGUGCCAAUGUGAUUUCCACUAAGCAAUCUGCAACCUGUAUUGCAAUGAACAAAGGAAAACAAAUACUUGCUUCUGUUAAAAAAAAUGGUGACGCUUUGCCAGUGGAAACUACUACUGUCUGUCUACACAGAAAAAUUCAUUCUGGAUUUGUAGCUGAAGCUGUGCAGAUGGGUCAGAUAAAGUGUCACAGUCCUUCCCAGGAGAAUUCACAACUAGGAAGUAUAUGUCAUUGUAACACAAGUGAUAGCCUUUCUGAUUCUGCUUCAGAGAACAUAAAUCUUCAGAAGAAAGAUAAAGAAGAGAUUUGUAGAAGGCUUGAACAUAAUUACCCAGAAGUACAUCACUGCUCCAAAUCUGAGUGUGCUAAGUUUUUUAAUGAAAAGCCAGUCAAAGAUGGCUCUGGGGACUGCAAUUCUUUUUGUAUAGAUUUUAAAAUAGGCAGCUGUCAUGAGGCUUAUUCAUCUCAAUCACUAAGAACAGUGCCUUUGAGAGAUUAUGUCACACAGUUGCCUUCCUCUGUCUUGUCUCUUGCUUCAGACAUUAAGUCAUCGUCUGGUGCUGUAGAAAGUGGGGGUGUCCAUAGCAAGAAACAUGGUGAUAUAUCAGAAGGACAGAAUGGUAAGACUAAUGAUUCUAAGAGGAAUGCUUCAUUUCACAAAAAAGAACAUUUUUCUCAUGUUAGUAAGCACAGAUCUCAAGCUUGUGUAAGUCCAGAUUCAGGUAACUUUAGCUCUGUUGGAAAAACAAGCACCACUCUGCAGAGUUCAGAUACAAGGAAGGCAUCCAGAUUACAUGGAAGAAAGUUGGUAACAGAUCCCAGACUACAGCAGCAAGAUAGUGGGAUUGAUAGUCCACUCACUUCUGAUAAACUGCCUAACAGAAAUAGUUAAUUGCAUUAACACCCUCAACAUGUAGUACAUCCUUAUGGCUAGCUUUGGAUUCUGUGGCAGGAAUUGUACCCAGACUUUAGUGUAAAGCACACUAAAGAGGUGGGUAUGUCCUUUGUAAGCACUUUAUUUUUGUUAAGUGUCCCAGCAGACUUCCUUAUAUAAAUAAGCAGCUGACAUUGCAAGUAUAAAUGUUGCUUAGUCUUAUAGUCAUAGCUCUGCAUCUGUAGAAUGUAUUUGUUGAA
Protopterus annectens (West African lungfish) is the source of this 5874-nucleotide messenger RNA. It is a transcript of the gene CEP152, whose product is annotated as centrosomal protein 152. Lineage: Eukaryota; Metazoa; Chordata; Ceratodontiformes; Protopteridae. Gene Ontology annotation, biological process: centriole replication. Gene Ontology annotation, cellular component: centrosome. The transcript is spliced from 27 exons. The record is from RefSeq and is a predicted model, not a curated record. Bases 374 to 5632 code for a protein of 1752 amino acids.